Oncorhynchus tshawytscha (Chinook salmon) is the source of this 2371-nucleotide messenger RNA. Its product is annotated as transmembrane protein 51. NCBI's taxonomy places the organism in Eukaryota, Metazoa, Chordata, Actinopteri, Salmoniformes, Salmonidae. The record is from RefSeq and is a predicted model, not a curated record. The transcript has 3 exons. Bases 749 to 1558 code for a protein of 269 amino acids.
GUUCUUAUGGCAAGAUGUCAAGAGUUACAAGUGAUCUAAUGCCACAGAGUUUGUAACAUGAUUUCAGUUCCUCCCCACUACAAACACCUUCGCUCAAAUGGCUGGCAGCGAUACGUUGUUUUGGGAUUCUGGAGGGAGAAUUGAAGUCAAAUUGAUACAUUAAGUUGGUAGUAGUCUGAUUUAAUCAUGAUGUAAUACAGUUAAUUAGUCUGUGAAAUCGUGUAAAUGCCCCUUAGAAGCUAGCCCUUAAUGAGUCUGUUAGAUUACAUUUUUCAUAAAGUAAGGGUCAUUGGAAAACGCGUCUUCUGUAAGGGGGUGUUUUGUAAGGAAGCGCGACGCUCGGUCUGAACAUUAACACGCAUUGUUUAAGGUAUGGUUCUGGAAGCAUACGGACCUUAUUUUUCAUAUCAGCGAGAAAUAUAUAUAUUUUUAGAGUUAAAUUGAUAAACACUUUUCUUAUAGGGAUAGGGUUUCCACGAGGCCAUAUGUCCAUGUUACAGCGCUCGUUUAAAGAAAUCGGAUGGAAGAUGGUGGACUAGCUGUGCUAAUUAGCUAUCGGCAUCUCCGAACACGUGUGUAAACGGAAGACCGAGACUCCACAAAGGUGUCACUGAAAAAUACUGUGUUAAAAAUGGCUUAAACCAUGUACAAUUAGGUCUACGGGGUUCAUCCCUUGAGCCUCCUCUCCCCAGUCUGCUGUAUCUGAUUGUGUGACACUUCUGGUGGGUCCACGUAGGGGGGGGGGGUGAUGUGUUCCAGUGGCGGUCCAGACAGCUCCGGCUAUGGGGGCAGCCGGUCCGGCUCCUCAUAUGCUCUGUGUGCCUUGGGGGUGGGGCUCAUAGCCCUGGGCAUCGUCAUGAUCGUGUGGACUGUGGUGCCCGGGGAUGCUCCCCAGACAACCAAGGCUCCGGGCAACUUCAGUGUUAUUGUACCAGUGGACCAUGCUGGGGAUGGAGAGAAGGACAGGGAAACAGCGAAGACCUCAUCAAUAGCCUAUGUGCUGGUGGGUGCGGGGGUGGCCAUGCUGCUGCUGUCCAUCUACCUGGGGGUGAGGAAUAAGAGGAGGGGGAGCCAAAGAGGACAGGAGACACAGGUCCCCUUUGUGGACCAUGUGGCUGGGGAUGCAAGAGAGAUUGCAGGGGAGCCAGCACCAGCCUACGAUGUGCCCAGCUAUGAGGAGGCGGUCACCAGUGGCCAGUACCCCAUACGCCAGAGCAACUUACGCCACAGCACCUCCCAGCUGCCUUCAUACGAAGACCUCAUCAGUGCUGUGGAAAACGAGGGGGAGGGACCAAGAGCAGUUACUUCAGAGGAGGUUCCUCCCACCACUCCGGCCCUGGAUCCCCAGCCCGCCCCCGUGACUGCAGCCAACCCCCCCACCCGCAGCAGCAGUCGGGCUAGACGGAUACUACGGCCGCUCAGGGUACGCAGAAUCAAGUCAGAGAAACUCCAUCUGAAGGACUUCCGUUUUAAGGUCCGCAACCCUACUGAUGUGAAGGUGACCAUUGAACCCAUCACGCCACCACCACAGUAUGACGACAAGAUGCCUGAGUUCUGACAGUGCCCUCGGGCAUGGAAGGACUACAAGCAUUGUUUUUCAAUGUUGAGUAAAACAACACUAUUGCUGGAUCAGAUGGACUAAUAAUAAAUACUAUUUUUGGAAAGCAGAACCAUUAUAACAGAUGCUUUGUGAAUAUAGGCCCUGAACUCACAUACCAUCUCAGAGUAGGAGUGUUGAUCUAGGAUCUGUCCAUGCAAUCUUAUUCAUUAUGAACUGAAAGGCAAAGCUGAUCCUAGUUCAGAUCUCCCACUCUGAGACACUUUGUGGAUACACGGGCCUUGAGUCCAGAGGCCUGGCUGGGAGUCUUCUUCCUUCACACUGAGACCAAGACACUGACAUUGUUGCUUUGAAUCAAGAUGUUUCUCUGCUCUUUCUUGACUUGUUUAUUGAAAUCUGUUUAAUGGCAUAUUUAUUCCAGGGCUUCUUUAUGUGCACUAUGCUAUCUGUUUAGAACACUGUGGCUGUGUUUUGAAGAUAAUUACCUAUCUUGUUCUUAUCUUGUGCACAAAUACAUCUUGACAUCCAGAAAAUGUCCUUAACCUUUUCAGAUGGAAUGCAUAAAAUGGUGUCAUAACAGUGCCUUGGUAAUUGUAUUGUAUCAGCAGAUGUGCCUUUUAGGAAACGAUCCAUGUCAUCAGUUUGUCCCACACAGUGAUUGCUCAUGGACUACUGGAAACAAAUGCCCUAUGAAAAUGGUAGUUUCAUGUCAGUCUAUACAAAGAAUGGCACAACUUUUGAGAAUGUGUUUUAUAGUACUACUAUGUAGAGGACAUGCUGAAGCCAAGGAAUAAUUAAAUACCUUUAUGUUGA